AUGGGACGGCGGAGCUUGAUCUGGGGCAGCUUGCUGUUGGUCUUGGCCUUUUGCUGGCAGAGGACAUUUGGAUUUGCUUGGGUAUUGCUGCGCGGCGCGUCGAGCAGAAGCCGAAGUCCUGGCAAAUGCACACAACUCCGAUGUCAGGGAGACCGACCUUCCAAGCCCAGCAUGGACUACCCACCGCCAGCAGCGUCGAUCGCUUGGCCGCGGUACCUGUCCUGGCUGGGAUUCACCGUGGGAGCCCUGUCGGGCCUGCGACGGAAGCUCUUUGGGGGAGCGCAGGCCGUGGCGUUAGAUCCAGCCCUGCCCUUGGCGGUGCGGCUGCAACUCAUCAAUUCACGUAGAGAUCUUCGAUCCAAGGCCCAGCUGGCGCCUCGGAGCUUCCGCCAGAUGCUGCGCAACUCCGCCGACACCCUGGAGGAAGUGCCCGCGCUGCUGGUCACUGUAGCAGUGCUGGCCGGCAACAUGCUGGCACCCAAACAGGGCUUGACGGACUUUCGGCAACUGGGAGAGGCUGAGGCGCUCCUGUUCACUGCAGGGAAGCUCCACUUGGGUAUGCAACCUGAGACCAGUGGCAAGAUGCGGCUGUUGGGGGGCGACUUCUUAUAUGCUGAGGGCCAAUGGAUGCUUGCGGAGCUUGGAUCUUUGCCGGUGAUUCGCCUCACCAGUCGGAUGAUCCAGGACGUGUCGGAUGGCUCGUCAAAGGGGGGAGCUGCCCCUGCAGACAUGGAGACUGAGCCAAGCGUUGGACAAGUAGGUGCCAAAGCGGCGCUGCAUGCUGCCUAUGUCCGUGUGGGCUGCUACUUCAGCGCUGUGGCCUCCGGUGCCGCAUGGCUCAGCGGCGCAGCCAAGCCCGUUGUCAAGGCGUUGCGGAAGUAUGGGACGAAUCUGGGCACUGCCCUGCAACUAGCGCAGUUUCGAGAUGAUGCAGCCUCGCAGGAUGCAGCCCUUUGGCUGGCCAGAUCCGCGCAAGAAAAGCUGAGAGGCAGCAUCAUGGGACAUCUGCAAGGUUCGGCGGCGCUGAAGGGCAUGCGGCGCUUGGCUCACCGCGUGGAGCGCUCCUGCGCCCAUAACCUGCAGGAGUUGCUGAGAAAACCCGAGAACGCGGCCAUCAAAGGCUUGACCUUCUCGGACGUAGACUCCAUGGAACAGAUGUUGGAAGACCUCUACCUCCGCCCGGACGAGUCCAGCGGCGGCCGAUUUGAACUCAAGGGCAUGGGCUUCCGCCGCGACCAGGUCAGCGACGAGGGCCUGCAGUGGCUCAUCGCCCGGGGCCUGGCGGACGACGCGCUGCCGGCCUCUAAGGAGCCGGCCCCCAGCUGGCCGCCCGAGGGGCCCAAGGCAGCCUUGCAGUUUGCCUCGAAGUGUGUUGGCAAGGAAUUGGUGGCUGUGAAUGGCAACUUGGAUGGGGAGAGGCUCUCCCAACCCGCUUCCAGCGACCUAGUGAGGGAAGAGGUGGUGCGGCUCUUCAAGUCAGGUGGCAAACGCUUGCGGCCGGUGUUGACCCUGUUGACAGCUCGCGCCACGGGGGCCACUGAGGCGGCCAUGGCGGACGUAGUCUCCCUGGCGGCCGCAGUGGAGGUGUUACACUCCGCCUCCUUGGUGCAUGACGACAUCCUGGACGAGGCGGACACCCGUCGCGGCGAGCAGGCGGCACAUGUGCGGCUGGGCGAGCGCGCGGCGGCGCUGGUGGGGGACUUCCUGUGGCCUGGCAGAACAGUGGCCGGUCAGAUUGUGGAGAAGUUCAGGGAAAUCAGGGCGCUGGCCGCUCAACGUGAGGAUCAGGAGAAGGUUGAUAUGUGGGAAGAUGCAGGCAUGAUCCGAAAGCUUGCGAAGGAGAUACAAACUUUGCUUGGUACUGCCGCAGGCCACGGCCAAAGAUAUCCAGAGAUGCAGGCGGGAGGUGGUCUCUUGGAUGUGUUUGCGGCAGCUCAUGACUGUGCAAAAGAGAUGGCCAGCUUAGAUGCAAAACCACGCUGGAGAUCAGCUUGUGGAAAAAUUGUUGAGGCCAGUCGCAGAGCUGAGCAGUUCCUACAGCCAUUGCUGUGGAUGGAGGUUUUCCCUGAGCAGCUGGGUGCAGAUGCCACUGAGUCAGUUGCCUUCACACAUCCCACAGCUCAAUCUCACCCACAGGCACCCCUUGAAGGAAGUGCUACUGCAGUAACGCAGAGUGUCGCAGCAGAGACACGGACACAAGGGGAAGCUCAAGCAGAAGACUUUCCUGACGAGAACUCCGGGGGUGGAAACGAGGCAAAAAUCCAAAAUUUGGAGCACAAACUGCUGGAGUUGAAGAACAAACGCAGCCAUGAAGAUCACCCGAACAUUGCUGCGACACUUCAUGAGCUAGGCGUGGUGAGUUGCCAGGCUGGCGAUCUCAAGGGAGCAAAGCAGCAGCUGGAGGAGUCCUUGCGCAUGAAGCGCUCCUUGCAUGGUGAUAAGGAUCAUCCAGACAUUGCUGGGACACUUCAUGAGCUAGGCAUGGUGAGUGUCGAGGCUGGAGAUUUCAAGGGAGCAAAGCAGCAGCUGGAGGAGUCCUUGCGAAUGAAGCGUUCCUUGCAUGGUGAUAAGGAUCAUCCAGACAUUGCUGGGACACUUCACUCGCUGAGCAUGGUGAGUGUCGAGGCUGGAGAUCUCACUUCAGCAAAGCAGCAGCUGGAGGAGUCUUUGCGAGUGGAGCGCUCCUUGCAUGGAGAUAAGGAUCAUCCAGACAUUGCUGGGACACUUCGUCAGCUAGGGGUGGUGAGUCGCUGGGCUGGAGAUCUCGAGGGAGCAAAGCAGCAGCUGGAGGAGUCUUUGCGAAUGGAGCGCUCCUUGCAUGGAGAUAAGGAUCAUCCAUACAUUGCUGCGACACUUCAUGAGCUAGGCGUGGUGAGUUGCCAGGCUGGCGAUCUCGAGGGAGCAAAGCAGCUGCUGGAGGAGUCUUUGCGAAUGAAGCGCUCCUUGCAUGGAGAUAAGGAUCAUCCAUACAUUGCUGCGACACUUCAUGAGCUAGGCGUGGUGAGUUGCCAGGCUGGCGAUCUCGAGGGAGCAAAGCAGCUGCUGGAGGAGUCUUUGCGAAUGAAGCGCUCCUUGCAUGGAGAUAAGGAUCAUCCAGGCAUUGCUGCGACACUUCAUGAGCUAGGCCUGGUGAGUUGCUGGGCUGGCGAUCUCAAGGGAGCAAAGCAGCAGCUGGAGGAGUCUUUGCGAAUGGAGCGCUCCUUGCAUGGAGAUGAGGAUCAUCCAGACAUUGCUGUCACACUUCGUCAGCUAGGCGUGGUGAGUCGCCGGGCUGGAGAUCUCAAGGAAGCAAAGCAGCAGCUGGAGGAGUCUUUGCCAAUGAAGCGCUCCUUGCAUGGAGAUAAGGAUCAUCCAGGCAUUGCUGCGACACUUCAUGAGCUAGGCGUGGUGAGUUGCCAGGCUGGCGAUCUCGAGGGAGCAAAGCAGCUGCUGGAGGAGUCUUUGCGCAUGGAGCGCUCCUUGCAUGGAGAUAAGGAUCAUCCAUACAUUGCUGCGACACUUCAUGAGCUAGGCGUGGUGAGUUGCCAGGCUGGCGAUCUCGAGGGAGCAAAGCAGCAGCUGGAGGAGUCUUUGCGAAUGAAGCGCUCCUUGCAUGGAGAUAAGGAUCAUCCAGGCAUUGCUGCGACACUUCAUGAGCUAGGCCUGGUGAGUUGCUGGGCUGGCGAUCUCAAGGGAGCAAAGCAGCAGCUGGAGGAGUCCUUGCGAAUGGAGCGCUCCUUGCAUGGAGAUAAGGAUCAUCCAGCCAUUGCUGUGACACUUCAUGAGCUAGGCGUGGUGAGUCGCCGGGCUGGAGAUCUCGAGGAAGCAAAGCAGCAGCUGGAGGAGGAUUCCAGCGGAGGCAUUUGCAUGUUGCCAUGA
This is a messenger RNA of Cladocopium goreaui, 3858 nucleotides long. The record is from the annotation of a GenBank genome assembly. Lineage: Eukaryota; Dinophyceae; Suessiales; Symbiodiniaceae.